Anguilla rostrata (American eel) is the source of this 4717-nucleotide messenger RNA. It is a transcript of the gene sack1ga, whose product is annotated as family with sequence similarity 83 member Ga. The record is from RefSeq and is a predicted model, not a curated record. The coding region runs from base 320 to 3277 and encodes 985 amino acids. Gene Ontology annotation, molecular function: protein kinase binding. Gene Ontology annotation, biological process: signal transduction. The transcript has 5 exons. Lineage: Eukaryota; Metazoa; Chordata; Actinopteri; Anguilliformes; Anguillidae.
UCUACCUGCCCAUUUCAGUGUAACCGGAAAUGUUGGAGGCGCAGGUUGUCAUGUCAGAGGACUGGGACGCUUGGAGGCGCAAAUGAUGAAUUAUUAACUUCACAGAGCAUGGCAGACCGCUCCAAAACAUCGUCACGUGGGGGAUUUUCACUUCUCUGAAUUUAUUAAGAGGAAUUUAAUUAUUUAGUAGCCUGUAUUCACACAUCAAACAUUUUUUAUUACUGUAGUAGAAUUCAAAUGUACUCCACAGGGUUUGGCUUUUUGAGUGGUUCUACGUUAAUUUUGACAGAACAAAGUUAUUUUAGUAAAACAAAAAACAAUGGCUCUGUCGCAGGUCGAGUGCUUGGAUGACAACCAUGAGAACCUGCCUUUCGAGGAGUCCAAGCCUGAGUUCCUCUACAGCGAAGACCAACGGCUGGCUUUAGAAGCCCUCAUUCAUGGAGGGAGAAAAGCCUUCCAAGAGUAUAUCCAGGAUCACAGCGUGCGCCAGUUCUUGUCAGAGCCUGAGCAGAAUCAGCUGACAGAAGCUGCUGUGGCACACCAGCCGGAAUCAGAGGAAGAGGGAGCGAAAAACGGCGAAGAUGUCGCGGGAUCCCUGCAAUAUUGGCCGGAUCGCUCCGACUGCUCCAUCCCCGAAUUUGACAUAGGUUGGCCAGAUCGCGUUUCUUACCGAGGAGUGACCAGAGUCAGCGUGUACACUCAACCACCAAUGGACGGAAAAACGCAUAUAAAAGAAAUUGUCAGAAAGACCAUCACACUGGCACAGAAGGUCAUUGCCGUGGUGAUGGAUCUGUUUACAGAUGUGGACAUUUUCCAAGACCUGCUGGACGCCAGCUUCAGGCGAAGGGUGGCCGUGUAUAUCAUACUGGAGGCCACCGGAAUACCGUACUUUCUGAGCAUGUGCAAGAAGGCAGCCAUGCACCAGGGACACCUAAAGAACUUGCGGGUGCGCACUGCUGGAGGGACGGUGUUACACACACACUCACACAGGAAGGUGUGCGGGCAGUUGAGCCAGAAGUUCAUGUUUGUGGAUGGAGACAGAGCCGUGACUGGUUCUUACAGUUACACCUGGAUGGCUUCCAGACUGGACAGGAACUUGGUCACAGUGCUGACGGGCGAGGCUGUGGAGACCUUUGACAGGCAGUUCCGUGAACUCUACCUCCUGUCUGAAGGAGUGAGUCUUAGUGAGAUUGGCUUGGAGGCGGAGCCUGAGCCUCAGCUGGCCUCUCAUCUGGCAGUCCCGUCCACGCCCUCCCCUACCACGGCCCGAAAGGACAUGAACCCCAAGUAUGCCCUGCUAAGCACCAGUACCAAGGGCAGCACCAACUCCAGCGGUGUCCCGAAUGUCUCGGAGAGGAGUGGCACCAGGACCACUGGCUUUCCCAGGCCUGCGGUGAAAAUCCUGCGUCAACUCAGGGAGGUAGCAGAGCCUCCAAUCCACCCGGCACUGCAAGGCCUGGAACGAGCCAAUAUGAUGUACUACCUGACCACCUGGCCAGAGCCUGACCCUUCCAUCGAUGUCAUCGAGGACUGCAGCGAGCCACCACAGGCCCAUCUGACGCAAGCCGAGCUGGACGAAAUCUCGCAGCCUAUCUGCUUCAAGGACGCCCUCGUCCACUCCACAGACUCUCAGGAGGUACCAAAAGAGGCAAAGGAAGUUUCCAGGAUCUCCAUGAUGUCGGAGGAACAUUGCAAGAACCUCAAAACCGCCAACGGCCCAAACGCUACAGAUGCUCAGGGGGUACAGAAUGAGGCAAAAGAAGUUUCCAGCAUCUCUGUGACCUCAGAGGAACAUAACAAGAACCUCAGAACCACCAAUGGCCCAAGUGCCACAGAUGCUCAAGAGGUACAGAAACUGGCUAAAGAAAUUUCGAGCAUUUCAGCAACAUCGGAGGAACAUAAUGAGAACCUCAGAACUGCCAACGGGCUGAGUACCACAAAUGCUCAGGGGGUACAGAAAGAGGCUAAAGAAGUUCCCAGCAUCUCUGUGACCUCAGAGGUACAUAACAAGAACCUCAGAACCACCACAGAUUAUGAGAACCUCAAAAUCGCCAAAGGCACAAACGCCACAGAUGCUCAGGGGGUACAGAAUGAGGCAAAAGAAGUUUCCAGCAUCUCCACGACGUCAGAGGAACAUAAUGAGAACCUCAGAACUGCCAACAAUGCAAGAUCCACAGACGCUCAGGUGGUACAAAACGAGGCAAAAGAAAUUUCCAGCAUCUCAGCAACGUCAGAGGAACAUAAUGAGAACCUCAGAACUGCCAACAGUCCAAGUUCCACAGACACUCAGGAGGUACAGAACGCGACAAAAGACAUUUCCAGCAUUUCCGCGACGUUGGAGGAACAUAAUGAGAACCUGAGAACCGCCAAUGGCCCAAGCACCAUAGAUGCUCAGGAGAUACAGAAAGAGGCGAAAGAAGUUUCCAGCAUCUCCAUUACCUCUGAGGAACAUUAUGAGAACCUGAGAACUGCCAACGGCCCGGGUGCCACAAACACUCAAGGGGUACAGAAAGAGGCAAAAGAAGUUUCCAGCAUUUCCGCAAAGUCGAAGGAACAUUGCGAGAACACAGAACCUGCCAAGUAUGGCUCAGCCUGCAAUGGGUCAGUACAAUUAGAACAAAGUCAGGUUGAUGAACUAAAUGCGGCCAGGGCUUCCCAGCCAAUGGUGGAGCAGCAAAUGCAGGAGCAACCACACCCACAGCAUGCAAGCAGGGUCCUCUCAAAGUGCUCAGAAGAGAAGCAGGAAACAAGGCAGACACACAGACAGGUACAGACAGACAGAUGGAGGCCGAUUCAGACUUCAUCCAGACCUCCAGCCAGCAAGGUCCAUUACCAGCAGGAGGUCCCAGUUUGGGGAUCCGCCAACACAGCAGGCCCCAGGUUGGACGGUCACAUCCAAUCACCCAAUUUGGCAGGGGGCAUCACAGGGGGUCACCCAUUCUGGAAUGCCAACCAACUGGCUCUUAGCAGGCCGGGGUGGGGCAGCAAUCCCCCUUCGCGUGAUCAGCCGUCCAGCAUCCGUGGCUUCGCCUCCAACUGGCCUGCCCAAACUCAGCUGGGGAGCCAGGCUUACCACGCCCCCAACAGGCAGCUCCAGGGAUGGCCCCAGGGGCAACUGGGCUGGGCCAGACCUACUCACCAGGGCCCCGCCCCUGCACACUGGCCGCCGGGCCCUCAGGGGGACGCCCGUGGCCACCCCAGCCCGCUGUUCAACAGACACACCCUGCAUAGAGCCGUUAACGGGAAUGAGCCGGAGGCCCAGCUGUGGAUGAGAUGAGUGCUUUUCAGUGCAUUCAUCUCAUCCACAGAUUUCCUCUGGUCAUGUAACUAAUAAUAGCUCAUCAUUCAACAAAAGCCAGAAGCAUCUGUAAGACCCUGAUUAGGGGUUAAUGUGUUUGCUGCAGUUAGACCUUGGUUAGGGCCUAACAUGUUUGUUACAGUUAGAUCCCCACCGUGGAGCCCCAGUGUGCUUUUCCAGGUAGGAUGGGACUGAACAUGCCAGAGUGAGCGCUUGCAAAAUCACAGAAGUCUUAGUUUUCAUUAAAAACAAACUCUGAUGUUUUUGCAUGUUUUCUACCUGCUGUGGCAUAAACGUUGAAGGCAAUGCAAAGGAAAACGCACAGGAAUAUGCACGCAAUAUCGGCGACAGGUGUGUCAGAAAGCAUUGAAAGAAGUGAAAACACAAAUAUGACAGUAUGGAAAAAUAUCUCAAAUGAACAGAGUUAACAAACUGUGAGAUAGCAGCCUGGAUUCAACCAAUGUUUGUAAUUUACUUUGACAUAAUCAUAUAAGUUAAUUUUGCAUUUGAAGAACAGCAGGCUGUCACUAUAGACCACUAAAUACCAGACUGCUGGAAAACGGUCGGUUGCCAGGUGAGAAUUCUACUAGAGAAAUAACAUGCUGCUUUUUGUGUGCAAAAAAAAGAAAAAGAAGCCAUUUUGUAGAAUGGCGCCACCACCAGUCUGUGCCAGUACAGUACUGUACAGGUGUGGGGGGUCAUAUCCAGUGCUGCAGAGGCCCAGGGCUUCUCCUAAUUUUUUUGUGGGUUUCAACGAUUGAGUGAAUCACUGAUUGGCUAAAGAGUCCAGCCCACACACCUGAACACACAGCUUUAACAAGGAGUUGCCUAAAACUGCCCAUUUAAGUGGUGAGCAACAGCAUAAACCAGCAGACCCUUGGCCUCUCCAGGAUCAGGAGAGCAGACCCCUCCUGUAGCAGGCCCACAAAACCUAAAACCAGCGUCAUGUCUGUCGGCUUCUCCCCUUUUCUCCUUCUCCUCAUCGCUUAAGAGCGCAGAUCCGUGCUGUAAAUUAGAACAGUUCGCUGUACGAGCGUUCGCAUCUCACCAAGGCGACAGUAAAAAUGUCCCACAGCUCAAACGGAAUAAGCCAGCGCAGGGCUGAUUAAAUUAUUUAUUUGUGCAUUUUAUUUCUGUAUGGAGACACUGGGUUUAGAAAAGUGCCUUUUAAGUAAAAUGUAUUAUUGUUAUGAUGACUGCUGCUUCCAGCACUGUAAGCUACAGAGUGCGUGGCGUGUGACGCCAUUUUGAUACAACGGACUGAUGACCCGUCUGCUGAAGCUCAGGGUGGAAAGUUAAACCAGAGGAAAUGGUGUUCCUACUGUUCCAAUGAAAAGCUAUAAUCAAAUAUUAGAUAAAUAUAUUAAGCUAUAAAAUGUUUCAUGUAUAUGCAUGAGAAUAAAUGGCAAAAUAUGAAAA